Messenger RNA from Humulus lupulus (European hop), 1148 nucleotides. Its product is annotated as vacuolar protein sorting-associated protein 24 homolog 1. Gene Ontology annotation, biological process: late endosome to vacuole transport; endosome transport via multivesicular body sorting pathway; protein transport. Gene Ontology annotation, cellular component: multivesicular body; ESCRT III complex. The record is from RefSeq and is a predicted model, not a curated record. The transcript has 6 exons. Bases 175 to 864 code for a protein of 229 amino acids. Lineage: Eukaryota; Viridiplantae; Streptophyta; Magnoliopsida; Rosales; Cannabaceae.
GUCAGAUGAACAAGUUAACUACCCAUUAUUUGUUGACGAAUUUAUGGAAAUUGUGGGAAUUUGAUUUCUCUCUUGUUAAAUUCACUACAAAUUUUCGUGAAUUUCUUAGUUGGAUCAAUAAGGAUCUCAGUUAAGUUUCUUCUUGUGAGAUUUGAUUAUAAAAGAAAAACGCAGAUGGAGAAAGUGAGGAAUAUUCUGAAGCCCAAGCCAAAUCCACAGCAGCAAUUGAGAGAUUGGCAACGUAAACUUCGCCAGGAGGGUCGUAACAUUGAACGGCAAAUUAGAGAUAUCGAAAGAGAGGAGAAGAAUGUGCAGAAAGCUAUCAGAGAGGCUGCCAAGAGAAACGACAUGGUCUCUGCCAAGGCACUUGCAAAAGAAAUUGUGAGCUCUAGGAAAACAGUGAAUCGUCUUCAUGAAAAUAAGGCUCAAAUGAAUUCAAUAUCGAUGCACCUUGGGGAAAGUGUUGCUAUUGCCCGUACUGUGGGUCAUUUAUCCAAGAGUUCUGAAGUUAUGAAGCUUGUCAACAAUCUCAUGAAAGCUCCAGAAGUGGCUGCUACCAUGCAAGAGUUCAGCAAGGAAAUGACCAAGGCUGGGGUGAUCGAGGAGGUUGUGAAUGAUGCCCUCGACACAGCACUUGACUCGGAGGAUAUGGAGGAGGAGAUAGAAGAAGAGGUUGAUAAGGUUUUGACUGCUAUUGCUGGUGAGACUGCUGCACAGCUUCCUGAAGCCGUCAGGAAGGAAAAACUCAAACAACCUGCUCUGCCAUCAGAUAGUAGCCGGGAGGAGGAACCCAUAGCCGAGGGUGUUGAUGAUGAAGAGGAAUUGGAAGAACUUAGAGCACGACUAGCCAAGGUUAGGUCAUAGACCAUAUUCGAAACCGUCUGGUCUCUCCUUUCAGCCAUAGGUAUAUGCCGGAGGUCAUUGGUCAUCCCUAGGCCAUUUUGAGGAGGUUGCACCAUAUGCAACCCAUUUUUCCACUGCAAAGCCAACUCCAAAGAAGUAUGGUUGUAUAUUAAACGUGGUGUGAUUAAUUGUAACUUGGCUAUGAGCUCUGCAAUACUACAGUUGUCAAACAUAUCUGGUGCGUUUGUAUGUAAUUUAUAAGUACCAAUAUGGUGAUCUUUCAAAGCACUACAUAUUUUAAUGCU